GUGCAGUGUCCAGUUGCUUCCUGGUAAUUUGUAUGUUUUGAUGUAGGUGUAUGUGUUUUGGUACUUUGAUCGUCAUAUAGGCCAUCUAAAAUCGAGUGCUAUUAAUACUGCUCUAACAGGCCGUUGUUGCCUAUGUGGUACUGUCAAAGCAAAAUAUGCAUUGGACAGUUCACUUGGAAGGUGGGCCACGACGUGUCAAUCAUGCAGCGGUUGCCAUUGGUGACAAGAUAUACAGUUUUGGUGGCUAUUGCACAGGAAUUAACUAUGAAGUGACCCGGCCCAUGGACAUUCACAUGCUUCAUACAGCAAGCUACCGAUGGGUUCUUCUGACGAUCUCUAAUCGGGAAGACCCUGACCUUGACCAGGUCCCGUACCAGCGGUAUGGCCACACUGCGGUUGCCUACAACAAUUGUGCAUACAUCUGGGGUGGCAGAAAUGACAAGGAGGGAUCAUGCAAUGUUCUAUAUUGCUACAAUCCUAGUGAAAAGAGAUGGACGAGACUAAAAACUUCAGGUCAGAUUCCAGGGGAGCGGGACGGUCACUCUGCCUGUCGCAUUGGACACAAGAUGUACGUGUUCGGUGGCUAUGAGGAGGUGCUCGACAAAUUCUCCAGAGAUGUACACUGCCUCGACCUAGAGACGCACAGGUGGAAGAAGCUCUCUGUAACGGGUACACCAGCUACAUGGCGAGAUUUUCACUCGGCUACUGGCAUCGGCACCAGAAUGUAUAUAUUCGGUGGGCGUGGUGACAGCCUCGCACCUUACCACUCUACGCAGGAGAUAUACUGCAACCGGAUUCACUUCUUCGACACCGUAUCGCUGACGUGGCAUACGCCGUGCACGACCGGUGUGAUACCGCGAGGCCGACGCAGUCACUCUGCCUUCGUAUACAAGGAUAAUCUGUUCGUCUUCGGAGGCUACAACAGUCUGACAGACCAACACUUCUCUGACAUGUACAAGUACGACCCGGAAAAAAGUCAUUGGUCAAAAGUACGUGUGCAUGGUUGUGGACCAUGUCCCCGACGAAGACAGUGCUGCUGCCUGGUGGACGACAGAGUGUUCGUGUUUGGAGGCACGAGUCCUUGCACUGUCAAGAGUCAGUGUGUCGAAUUUAAUCUCAUAGAUCUUUCUGAUCUCCACGUUUUGGACUUUUCACCAAGCCUGAAGACUUUGUGUAUGGUGAAUGCCGUCCGUCUAAAUCUGGAUAGGACCUACCUGCCUUCUGAUAUUAGGUGGGAGAUAACAGCAAUGACAUCAAACAGUAACAUCAGCAGAUCCCUCACGACUUCAGGCUGAGUUCUCUAUGAUUCAUCACAAACACAGCGUGAUACAGUAAUAUAAUUUCUUGCAUUAUAGUCUUGUUCGCCCUAACCUUUAGAAUUGUAAAACCUAGCAACAGGGUUUUGAUAACCUUACUGAGAGCUCAUUGCUGUCGAAAAAUACAUUUCAAGUACUUUGUGCUGAGGUUGGUAUCAUUAUCAGAGAAAGGAUAUUAGAUAAGUGUAUACACGUAAUUUAUAAUAACAAUUUCGAACUCGUGUCUGUUUUUUUUAUUUCAUGUAAGGUCUAGUGUAACGGUGAAUCGCAAUGAUAUUGAAAAUUGUUCACAUUUAUUCCACACAAUCUCUUUAGUACGUGUUAUCAGAUACAAAUCAAGGCAGAAAGGUACCACUUUGUAUUCAUGAAAAUAUCCCUACUCAAUCAAAUAACCUAAACGCAUUAUAGAAUAAUUGGCCAGGUGCUAAGCUGUAUCUGGCUGGCCCAGCAUCUGUGCUACAGAGCAAGGCAUACAUGCCCUGCUGUCAGACGAGGGGCUUUUGAAAGACGAUUUCUUUCAACGAUAAACGAGCAGAUAAAGAGACGUUUAUCUCUUAACUACCAUAGGCGAAGGAGCCUUGGAACGCCAAGGAAGUACACCCCUAGAGAAAAAAUUAGGUUAGAGCUGUAUAAACGCUGGAACUCUUCACUAAGUUUCUUCUGGCAACACCUGCGGCUGACCUAGUACCAGACACUUCGAUUUACCUUUCCCCUGGAUCACACUAUAGUGAAGUUGAGAGGAAUAGCCUGAAGAUAGACCUAGUCACGGUGUCUGUGCACAUACUCAGGCACAUCAUGGAGAGGAGACUCAGUUAUAAAGGUAGACACCACAUAGACGUCAUCAGUCAUCAGGUUUAAGUCUCCAGUUCUACUGGCGUAGAACCAGACGCCAGGGGUUGAUCUCAAACUGGGCAGCUACCUGUAAAUAAGGUGCUGUACUGCCACUGGCUGUUUGUCUUGACUGAUGGACGCAGGACAGACUCGGGGCUUUUUUAAAUCUAACAAUAGGUCAUUGUCCCUGCACCAAUCACUACCGCCGCCUCUUGAAGCAGUGAAGAAGUUUACCUACUCUGAUUUCAUGAAAGUUUAUAAAAAAUACAUGGCUCUAUUGUAUUUACAUAAACCUACUCACGCAACUCAUUCUGGUGGAACAGUAGUAAAAGUUUUUGAAAAGCAAGUAUGAGUUUGAGAUUAAUACAAAGAUCCUAGCAUUUGAGUUGUAAGCUUUUGCAGUCAAGUGUAUUUGAAAUGGGCACAAUUUUCAUGGUUUUCCAGUGGUACAUUUCUUUUUAUCUUUUUUUUCUGCUGAUACACCUGCCUUUGCAGGUGGCAGUAACCUGAGGUGGCAGUACUUUUGCGUUUAGUACAAAUCAUGCUAUUCGAUCACUUUAUUGCUGCAAGAUCUUGAUUUUGACGCGAAAACUGUAAAAUGUCGGCAACAUAAUCAUCUAUGUACGCAAUAUUCCUUAAAACUGUACAGGUUGUGAAAUUACCUUAUUUUUCAGAGAAAUAUGCCAGUCUAAGCCUGUCACAGUAUUCUUUUCUGAAAAUAUGCAUAUUUAACCUUUACGCAGUGGCAUAGCAUGAUGCUAGCCACGAUUAUAAUGAUGAUGAUGAUGAUGAUGAUGAUGAUGAUGGCGAUGGUGGUGGUGGUGGUGGUGAUGAUGAUGAUGUCGGUUGUUGACAAUGAAGAUGAUGACGGCAGCUAUAGAGGACGAACAAGAUAAUGCGGAUGAUGAUUGUGAUGCUGACACUCACAGUAGUCAUAACAAUGCCGGCAAUGACAAUGACGCUGACGGGAAUGAAGGGCGAUAAGUCAGUGCCAUUGAAAUGUCACCCUGUGACCAUAGUCGAUUAUACAAACAUGGUCACAUGCAUUUAUGCUUUCGUCGGCCUAGAUUGAGAUUAAUGUAUGCAUAGGUUUUUGCUCUUGAAAUAUUUAUGUGAAUUGCAGUGCAUGGUGACAUGAUUGUGUACAUGGGCCGAUUUAUAUAGUAGUCCGGUUUGCCUUGUACCAGUUUGAGCCUUGCUUAGUUUUUAUACGCAAUACGACCGGAGCUAAUACAAAUACAGGCUGUGUUUGGAACUUUGGGUUUGGACAGAUUGCAGGCACACUGAUCAUUCCAAUAAUAAUCAUUCCAAUUCAUAAUUGCACUACCGUGCCGAGAUUCUAAGUAGAAUUACCAGGUGAGAUGGAGUACGAAAACAUUAGGACUUUAGUACUUAGUAGUUUCAAUUUGGUUACUAUAAUUUUAUUAUUGAAAUGACCAAGGUGCCUGUUGCACAGUUUCGCAAAGAGGUGACAGUGCUUGAGAUAUUAUUUUACUACUAUUAAAAGUGGAAAACUGACAUCGCAGUCGUAGGCAGUUGGAGAUGCCGUGUUGAAUAUAUAUAUAUUUGUACACGUAUAAAUAUAUAUAUAUAUAUAUGUAUAAUAUAUAUAUAUAUAUAUAUAUAUAUUGCUAAUGAGGGUAGACAUGUAGGCACAGUGAGUUGCAUUUGUGUUUGUAACAGCUAAGAUUGAUGGUGUCUAUUUGUUAAUUUCAUAACGAUGUUUUAUAUAGGUGUAAUAAUUACUAGACCAGCUACUCGUGUUCUCUAUAUUUUUUGCAGGGGAUGAAUGUAGCAGAUGUGUAUUGGUUGCAUUUUGGAUGCCAACAUAGCUAUAUAUAUAUAUAUAUAUUACUAGCGUCCUGACUGUACAGCAAGUAUCAUAGUAGUUUCUAGGAGCGCGAAUAUAGGUAUAAUAUUGGUUUGUUAUUGGAGUGUACAGUAGAUAAUUCCAGUACCAUAGUUCGUUGGCCACACGUGAACACAUUGCGAGUUCCUGUCCCUUCCUUCUGGUUUUGUAGGGCUUGAUAGUUUCUUGGCAGACUACCGGUUACGUUGGUUUCUUGACGUGGCUACCACAGUUUUUAAUAUUCAUCUCGACUGACCAGACGUUCUGAUUUGAUUUGAUCGAGAGCACAUGAAGCGUUUAUCUGCUCUUGAUUGGAUCUAUCUUAACUGAAUACAAGCAUUGAACUCUUGGUAGAGUCUUGACACACCAGACGUCUUAAUAUUUGAAUCUUCUUUCUAUUCGAUAUAUUGUUUCGUUGAUUUAAAUAAGGUUAUCAAGAGGUUUUACGAGUAACAUUAUUGUUUUCUUUUUGUGUUUGAUCCGCUUUGGUGAUGGCAUAUAAUGGGAGUGUAAUUGAGUAUAUAUCUCUUAAUGCCUACAGGUGCGUUUUAAAGUCGUUAUACAUUGCACUAGUUAGCAAUCUGUAAAUAGUAUUGUUUAACACGUAGUCAUAAUGUUUGUAUGAAUCGGAUGGGUUCGGUUUCGUGUGUGAUUAUUCGUGUUUCGUUUGUUAUUCACCACGAAUCCAGGUUCAGCCUGAUUAAAAAAUUCAUUGUUCGCUAUUCA
Molecule: messenger RNA, 4722 nt
Organism: Priapulus caudatus
Lineage: Eukaryota; Metazoa; Priapulida; Priapulimorpha; Priapulimorphida; Priapulidae
Product: kelch domain-containing protein 3-like
Exons: 11
Coding region: 156-1295 (379 amino acids)
Cellular component (GO): cytoplasm
Molecular function (GO): chromatin binding; protein binding
Source: RefSeq, a predicted model, not a curated record